UGUACCGGUCGCGUCCACACUUCCUUCAGGUCGCGCAGUGAGUGUACCGCGGUGAGCGCGCACCGCCCCGCCCGCGACAGACAGACAAACAGUCAGCACCCUCACUAUUACGACAUCUCUCUGACUGUUUGCUGUAGUACGAUUGUAGCUGCGGGUGAUGGACUAACAUUGUGCUGUGUACAUAAAGGUGCUGCUAAUACGUGUCGUUGUUACAUUGAGUUACCGCCGUCGGUAUGAUGGACACUUCCGGUAUGGAUUCCGCUAGUGACCAUAGCAGUCACGCUUCUUCCGGUUCGCCCGCGGUAGCAAUCAAGCAGCCCUCGUCCCCAGUUAACAACAACCACUUGAUCUCGAACAGCCACAAUCAUCAAGUGCACAGUCCGCGCCAGGCCAGUCCUCUGAUACCGCCGAUGUCGAUGGCGCAUCCUCUAAGUCCACCGCCGGUUACGUCGGCGGGUCUUGCGAGAAGUAUAGCCCUCGGUCACAUGCCGCCCCCCGGUCUGGGGUUGCUCAAUUCGCUGGGAGUACUCCAUAACCCUCUGGAUCUCAUGGCACAUCACGCACCCCCGCGUUCUUACAACAGCCCACCCCCGAUAUCGACCUCAGAUCCCACGGCCAACGAAUGCAAGCUGGUUGAUUACCGCGGCCAAAAGGUUGCUGCCUUCAUUAUCGCAGGAGAUACGAUGUUAUGUUUACCACAAGCUUUCGAACUCUUUCUCAAACAUUUGGUCGGCGGUCUACAUACUGUCUACACGAAAUUAAAACGGCUAGACAUUGUGCCACUCGUGUGCAACGUUGAGCAAGUACGCAUCCUUAGAGGUUUAGGAGCAAUACAGCCGGGCGUCAAUCGUUGCAAACUACUCUCUUGCAAAGACUUCGACACCCUCUACAAAGACUGCACCACUGCCAGUUCCAGGCCCGGACGUCCUCCAAAACGAGCACCGGUAGGACUUAGUUUAGCCGCAUCGCAUCAGUAUCAGCAGUUAAAAAAACACCGCAUGGACAACGGCGACUACCCACCUUACGAAAACGGACAUUUGGGCGAUAUGUCGCGACUCGAAAAAUCGCCGCUGUUAGCCAAUGGAUAUAAUCAACCACCGCAUAUGAGUCAUUUACCCUUUAUGCAAUUACCACAUCCUGCCGCCGCUCAUUCCGCUCUACUGUCACCUGGAAUGCCACACAAUUUGGGGAGACCGGAUGGUUCGGUUAUUAAAAAUCAAAUGCCGUCUAUGGAAGCCAUUGCACGAUCCGGCAUCUGGGAAAACUGCAGAGCCGCCUACGAGGAUAUCGUCAAACACUUAGAAAGGUUACGAGAAGAUAGAGGGGAUCCGGAUAGACCUUUACCCUUAGAUCAGAAAGCGAGGGAGAUCAGUUCACGUGGCGGUUCACCAAAUACGAGUCCAGUAUUAAAUUUAUCGAAAAACGCGAGCGGCGGCAGCGCAGGAUCGCCGGUCGACGGCGACCAUUCCGGUAGCGAACCGGACGUACCGCCCUCGCCGCACUCGCCGACGCAUUCCGUUCCGGACGACGACGACGACGAUAACAUCUCCGAUCCGGACGAUGACGAUGAGAAGGAUCAAGACCUGGACGACGGCGAUCUUCCCUUACCGACGGCGCCUGGUAGCGACUCGCAGCACACGGCUUUAAAUUAUUCGACGUUGGCGAGCGCAGUGGCGUCCGUCAACGGACCCGGCCAGGACGCCGCAAUUUCCUCGACCGAAACGCUGUUAAGAAACAUACAGGGUCUCCUGAAGGUGGCGGCGGAAAAUGCCCGACAGCAGGAACGACAAAUCAACUACGAGAAAGGUACAAAUAGCAACAUGGUAUAUUUAUUAUCGCUAGCCCAGUACUACAUGUACCUCGCAGCGACGCAAAAAUGUUGAACAUUUUUUUAGUAUUAUUAAUUGUACAGUCAGGCAAGACGGAGCUCUCAUAAACUUUUGUACAAAUUUUAAAAAAAACGUUACAACCAAAAAUAUUUUUUUAUUUUGUAAUGUAUUUUAUAGCAUGCUGUGUAGUAUUAUUUUCGAUUUUGUGUAAUCCCUCUCUACGUAAUAAUUAUCGUUCAACGCCAGUCUUUCUCAGUGUCAGUCAGCAGUGCCUAUACCACUUUUUUGUGAAACAAUUUCAGAAACUCUCUUUUGGUUGCGCGUUUAAUUAAGAGAUACCGCUCAGUCAAUCGGCACAAAUUUAACAAUUUUAGCGUCAUGCCUGUAGUCCGCAGAGUAAAUGAAUCCUAAAAUUUACAAUUUUACAAAUUAAAAAAAAUAGGUUUUAAAAGUCCCCCCAAAAAAUGAUACCUAUGUAAGAUUUUUGCUGAAUUUUCAAAUUUCUGUUAUGUUGUCAAGAUUGGUACUCUAUAGCUGGUCAUAAAAUGACGUCUCAAAAAAGUUUUAGCUUUAGAUAGGUACACAGAUUGAAAAAAAGUUCAAAAAUGUUAAAAGUUUUCAUCAUUUAAUUCAAUAUCAAUGCCCAGUUAAAAUCAAAAUUGCCAAAAAGCUAUGGAAAUAUUUACAAUGGAAAAUGAAAACUACCCUCAAAGUCGAAAGCAAAUUUUUUUACUGAUUGAUACGACGGCAAUUUUAAAUAAUAUUUUUUGAAUUCAACGACCUUCCAAUAGAAUAUUUCAAAGCCACCGUUCAGCAUGAAGUUGUAUUUCAAAAAAGCGCAAGUUUUUGGUUCUAUAUUCUUAAUUUUUUUAAUUCUUUCAUUAUACCUUUAAAAUUUUAGUUUCAUACGCACAAUAAGUAGCGAAUUGAAGUUAUCAAAAUGCUAUUGCACUGGAAAAUUUACUCCACUUAAUUUCAAGAGGUUUGAU
This is a messenger RNA of Photinus pyralis (common eastern firefly), 2818 nucleotides long. Its product is annotated as dachshund homolog 1-like. NCBI's taxonomy places the organism in Eukaryota, Metazoa, Arthropoda, Insecta, Coleoptera, Lampyridae. The record is from RefSeq and is a predicted model, not a curated record. The coding region runs from base 234 to 1883 and encodes 549 amino acids. The transcript is spliced from 7 exons.